This is a messenger RNA of Argiope bruennichi, 5812 nucleotides long. RefSeq names its product probable global transcription activator SNF2L2. The record is from RefSeq and is a predicted model, not a curated record. Bases 252 to 5309 code for a protein of 1685 amino acids. Gene Ontology annotation, cellular component: nucleus. The transcript has 3 exons. Gene Ontology annotation, biological process: positive regulation of transcription by RNA polymerase II. NCBI's taxonomy places the organism in Eukaryota, Metazoa, Arthropoda, Arachnida, Araneae, Araneidae. Gene Ontology annotation, molecular function: histone binding; ATP binding; transcription factor binding.
GGGAAACAAAUCUAUAGAUACAGGGGAAGUCGGUUUCUGUUUUCGCAUAGAUAGAAUCGGCUGAUUUGUUUAUGUUUGGGUGCAUUUCUUAAAACGCUCGAUUUCUAAUAUGCUGCUUCAUUUACAAUUUGGUGGAGGCUGGAUCCAUUUGCCCAGCUCUGACUCUUGAUGCUUGAUUUUGCUGGUGACCUGAAACCUUAUCACUAUUACAAAACUAUAUAUGUUAAAGAUAAUUUGAGAUUUGAAUAAGCAUGUCUAACAAGGAUCAAGGUCUAAGAGUUUCUGCUGGAAACAUGCAGUCUCAGCAGCAGCAACAACAGCAACAGCAGCAGCAGCAGCAGCAACAACAACAACAACAACAGCAGCAGCAACAACAACCACCCUCUCAACAACCACCUCCUCAACACAUGUCUUCUCAACAGCAGCAACAAGGGCCACCUCAACAACCAUAUCCUCAAGAUAAUUUGCACAUGUUACAGAAGGCAAUUAAUACUAUGGAAGAAAAAGGAAUGCAAGAAGAUCCGAGAUAUGCCCAAUUGAUGGCUAUGGCUAAUUCUAGAAAAACUGUUCAAAGUCCAGGUAUACCCUCUAGUGGAGGACAUAGUCCUGGUAUUGGUCCUCAUCCUGGAUCAGGAGCUCCCAGUCCAAGUAUGGGACCACCACCUCCUCCUCAACAAAUGGGACCUCAUGGAAUGAAUCCUUCUUCACAACAAUCGCAAAUGCCUCAGUCAUCACAUCCAUCUGUUGGUGGAGCACCACCUCCUCAGUCUCAAAACCAAAAUUAUCAAAUGGCUCCACAACAUAUGGCACCACCACCUUCACCAUCAGGAAAUAAUAUGAACUAUAUGCCAACUUCUCAGAACAACAUGAUGGCUUCUCACAUGGGUCCACAAUCUCAUGUAGGUGGUCCACAGCAACAUUCUCAGAAUUAUGUUACUGCAUCUAGUUACCAUCAACAAGGGUCUCACUCUGCUCCAAGUGGUCAAGGACUUAUGGGACCUGGUACUAGUCCUAUGCCACAAAACAUGGAAGGUAGUGAACAGUCUCACCAUCCCCAUUCUAACUAUAGUAGUGGGCCUAUGAAUGGAUCUCAAGGUUCUCCACAUCCUGAUAAUAGUUCUGGCCCUCCACCUGUUUGCAGUCCCAUGCCAAAUCAAGGAUCUGCAGCACCUAAUCAGAAACCAUCUUUAUUAACUACUGCACAAAUAACACAAUUGAGAGCUCAGAUAAUGGCUUACAGAUUACUCUCAAGAAAUCAGCCUGUUCCAGAAAAUAUAAUUAUGGCUAUCCAGUCUAAGAGACCAAUGCAAAGCCAACCAGUUUAUGCUCAAAGACCUCCUGGAGCACCAUCACCAGGUCAGCCUAUCCGUACUCCUAUUCCGCAGACCCAGCCUCCACCUCAAAAUAUGAACAACAACAUGAUACCACAGCAAAUGCCACCUUCACAAUCUAUGCACCCUCAUAUGCCUCAGCCAUCUAUGCCUCCACCUCAGCAACAACAAACUCCACCUGCUCAAGUUGCACCACAACAUCAACCCAUAAAUGCACCUCAGUCUGCCCCCCCAAUGCCUAUGCAAGGACCACCAACUAGACCACAGGGUCCUCCAAAUACUCAAGCUGUUCAGUUACCUUCAAUGAUGCAAAUACAGCAGCAGAAACAAAAUCGAAUAACCCCUGUACCAAAACCUCUAGGUAUAGAUCCACUUGAAAUUCUAAAAGAGCGAGAACACAGACUGGCUGCUCGAGUAGCUUUGCGCAUUCAAGAAUUAUCCUCUUUACCUGGGGAUCUUUCUGAAGAUAUUCGCACUAAAGUUAUGAGUGAGCUAGUAGGCUUGCGCUUACUUAACUUUCAAAGGCAAGUUAGAGCAGAAGUAGUGAGUUGUAUGCGACGUGACACCACCUUGGAAACUGCUUUGUAUCCUAAAUUGUAUAGACGUACUAAGCGUCAGGGCUUAAGAGAGGCUAGGAUCACAGAAAAAUUGGAGAAGCAGCAAAAGUUAGAACAAGAGCGCAAAAGACGUCAGAAACAUCAAGAAUAUUUAAAUGCUAUUUUACAACAUGCUAAAGAUUUUAAAGAAUAUCAUCGUAAUAACAUGGGAAAAAUAGGUAAAUUGAAUAAGGCUGUAGUUACCUACCAUGCGAAUACUGAAAGAGAACAGAAGAAAGAACAAGAGAGGAUUGAUAAAGAACGUAUGAAACGUUUGAUGGCAGAAGAUGAAGAAGGUUAUCGGAAACUCAUUGAUCAAAAGAAGGAUAAACGCUUGGCAUUUUUACUAUCGCAAACUGAUGAAUAUAUUCACAAUCUUACUGACAUGGUCAUGCAGCAUAAAUUAGAACAAAAGAGGAAGCUUAAAGAGAAGAGAAAAGCUAAGAAGAAAAAGAAGAAGAAACAACAAGGUGAAAAUCCAGAAGGAAAUGAUUCUUUGCAAGAAGGACUUAUUGAUGAAUGUUCUCAACAGAGUGAUCUCAGAGUUAAUGUGAUUGAAACUGCAACAGGAAAAACUCUAACUGGAGCUAAUGCACCUUUGGCUAGUCAAUUAGAUGCUUGGCUUGAGAUGCAUCCAGGUUAUGAAGUUGCACCUCGAGAAGCUAGUGAUGAUGAUGAAGAUGGUGAUGAAGAUACUUCUGAUUCAGAAGAUGAAGACGAACCAGCUAAGCCACAAAAAGCACAAGUUCCAGUUGAACGUACUGGUGAAGAAGCUAAACAAGCACUCAACUCUGCUACGGCUGAGGAUGAUGAAUAUAUGAAUUGUGGCGGGUACCAGAAUUAUUAUAAUAUUGCUCAUGCCAUUGGUGAAGAAGUCAAAGAACAAGCUUCUGUCAUGGUAAAUGGUAAGCUGAAAGAAUACCAAAUCAAAGGUCUUGAAUGGCUUGUUUCCCUUUAUAAUAACAACUUAAAUGGAAUUCUUGCUGAUGAAAUGGGUUUAGGUAAAACUAUUCAAACAAUUGCACUGAUUACAUAUUUAAUUGAAAAGAAGAGAGUUCAUGGUCCUUAUCUCAUUAUUGUACCUUUGUCUACUUUAUCAAACUGGAUGCUUGAAUUUGAUCGUUGGGCGCCUUCUGUUAUAAAAUAUGCUUAUAAAGGGUCUCCAAAUAUAAGAAGACAAAUUGCUUGUAGCUUAAAGGCAACAAAGUUUAAUGUUGUAUUAACUACGUAUGAGUAUGUAAUAAAAGAUAAAGCUAUUCUUGCCAAAGUUCGUUGGAAGUACAUGAUAAUUGAUGAAGGUCAUAGAAUGAAAAACCAACACUGCAAACUUACACAAAUUUUGAACACUCACUAUACUGCUCCUCAUAGAUUAUUAUUAACAGGAACACCAUUGCAAAAUAAAUUACCUGAAUUAUGGGCUCUGCUGAAUUUCUUAUUGCCUAGUAUCUUUAAAUGCUGCAAUACCUUUGAGCAGUGGUUUAAUGCUCCAUUUGCAACGACCGGUGAGAAAGUAGAAUUGAAUGAAGAAGAAACCAUUUUGAUUAUUCGACGUCUUCAUAAAGUUUUACGUCCUUUCUUGUUAAGACGUCUAAAGAAAGAAGUAGAAUCUCAGUUACCCGAGAAAGUAGAGUAUGUUGUUAAGUGUGAUAUGUCAGCUUUGCAACGUCUACUGUAUAGACAUAUGCAGACAAAAGGAGUCUUGUUGACAGAUGGGUCGGAGAAGGACAAAAAGGGUAAAGGAGGUGCUAAAACCCUUAUGAACUCUAUUAUGCAGCUAAGAAAGAUUUGUAAUCAUCCUUUCAUGUUUCAAAAUAUUGAAGAAGCCUGUGCUGAACAUAUGGGAUUAUCCAAUUCUAUGAUAUCAGGACCUGAUUUAUAUAGAGCAUCUGGUAAAUUUGAAUUAUUAGAUCGUAUAUUACCCAAACUUCGUAAAAGUGGCCAUCGCAUAUUACUCUUCUGUCAAAUGACAACACUAAUGACCAUUAUGGAAGAUUAUUUAGGAUAUAGAGGUCAUCCAUAUCUCCGACUUGAUGGAACAACUAAAGCUGAAGAUAGAGGCCAUCUUUUAGAAUUAUUCAAUGAUCCUACUUCCCCAUACUUCUUGUUUUUACUGAGUACGAGAGCUGGUGGAUUAGGCUUGAAUCUCCAAGCAGCUGAUACAGUUAUAAUAUUUGAUUCUGAUUGGAAUCCACAUCAAGAUUUACAAGCUCAAGAUAGAGCCCAUCGAAUAGGUCAGCAAAAUGAAGUGCGAGUAUUGAGAUUAGUUACUGUCAACUCUGUUGAAGAACGUAUUCUUGCAGCAGCUAAAUAUAAAUUGAAUUUGGAUGAAAAAGUUAUUCAGGCUGGAAUGUUUGAUCAAAAGUCUACAGGGACUGACAGGCAUCAAUUUCUUCAGGCUAUACUUGCACAAGAUGAAGUUGAUGAAGAAGAAGAAAACGAAGUACCUGAUGAUGAAACCAUAAACCAAAUGAUUGCUAGAAAUGAGGAUGAAUUCGAAUUAUUUCAAAAAAUGGAUUUGGAUCGCAGGAGAGAAGAGGCUAGGAAUCCAAAGCGUAAACCUCGUCUAAUGGAAGAAGAUGAAUUGCCUGCUUGGUUAAUCAAAGAUGAUGCUGAAGUUGAAAGGCUGACAAAUGAAGAGGAAGAAGACAAAAUUUUUGGUCGGGGUAAUCGGCAAAGAAAAGAAGUUGAUUAUUCAGAUUCCUUGACUGACAAGCAAUGGCUGAAAGCUAUUGAAGAUGGCAAUCUUGAUGAAAUUGAAACUACGAAACCGAAAAGAAAAGUGAAAGAAGGUUCUUCAUCUGCUGGUAAGAAAAGGAAGAAAGAAAAAGAGUUAGAUGAUGGUGAACCCGAGAAGAAAAAGAGACGUGGUAGACCUCCAAUGGAAAAAAUGCAACCUAAUCCACCUAGAUUAACUGUGCAAAUGAAAAAGCUGCUUGAUAUUGUAAUUCACUAUAAAGAUAGUGAUGGAAGAGUUCUUAGUGAAGCUUUCAUGCAUUUACCUUCUAAGAGAGAAUUGCCUGAUUAUUAUGAAGUUAUUAAGAAACCUGUAGAUUUGCAGAAAAUAAAAAAUCGCAUAAAGGAACAUCGGUAUAGAUCAUUGGAUGAUUUGGAAACAGAUUUCAUGCUGCUGUGCACAAAUGCCCAGACCUACAAUGUGGAAGGCUCUUUGAUUUAUGAGGACUCUAUAGUUCUUCAGUCUGUUUUCACUAGUGCUAGGGAGCGGUUGGAAAAAGAUGGAGACUUAUCCUUUGCAGGUGGGGAUUAUGAAGGUGACAGUGAUAUGGGAGAUGAACCAGAAGAGAAAACUCGAAAAAGAAAACCGAGACAAACUAGUACUAGACGCUUUAUUAGUGAUGAUGAAGGUUCAGACAGUGAUAAUUAGUGUUCUUUACUAUGUAGAGGAGUAACAUCAUACACAAUUGUUUUUGCAUUUCUUAUUACUUUUGUAUAUAUUGUCACUGGUAAAGUUUGCAAGAAGAGAUGAAAGACACUUUACCUAGUGAUAUUGUUUUAGUUUUCUUUAAAUUUAGAAAUAUUGUUGUCUAUAUUUAUUCAUGUUUUAUGAAAUUCGUUUUUUGUUUUUGUUUUUUGUUUUUUUCAUAUAUUCAUCAUUCAUUAUAAUCAUAUAUAAAUGUUUUUAUUUACUUUUGUUUGUUGAAAUUUAUAUAUGUUUAAAUUUUAUAAAAUAGCAAAACUUUGAUAUCAUUUAUAGAAUGUUUUUAGAAUUUAUAUGUUUGUGCAAUCAUUUUCAAAACUGUUAUAUUUAUUCCCCCAACUUGCUACAUUAAAAUUUUUUAAUUGUUUUUAGGAAAUCAAAAAAUUACAUGUCAAUUUUUUAUAUUUUUAAAUUAAUUUUGACAAUUUUAUUUUAAAAUUGGUAAUUUU